CACGAAGCUGGCCAAAGCUGUUGUGUGUGUUCCGCGGGACUGUGUAUGUGUGUGUGUGCGCGGGCGCGGGUGUGUGCGUGAGUGCAUUGUGUAGGGAUCCCGGCCGACUCGCUCCUCCUACUCAUCUUUGGCACCUCCCCUUGGGCCCCCCUCUUUUUCGUAUUCCCUCUCGCCGUUUCUCCACCACCACCACCACCACCCCCCUCUCCAUUUUUGUGUUGUCUCUUUUUUUUGGUUUUUUGUUUUAAUCGCAACUGCGGAUUCUUGCGGAUUGCCCGGACUGGAAAAAGAGAGAGUCUCAGUCUCUCUGGCCGCUCGACAACUCUGCCGCGCUGUUUCUUCGUGUUGUUUUAGUUUUUAGUUUUAGUUGGUCUUCUUCUUCUUCUUCUGGUUCGGCCGAUUCCCGCAGACUGUGUUCUCGUGACUCUGUUGCGAAUGUGCCCAAUCGAACGUCAUCUGGGAAGUAGAAGACUCUUUGCCGCCUGCCGAACGACGACGACAAAGAAGAAGAAGUGCUGUGCUCUGCUGCUGCUCCGCUGCUGCUGCGAUCUGCCGGCUCACCGGAAGGCCAAUAAGCCGAGAUCUGCUGGGCGGCUCCUGCAGCUCCUCGUCGGCAACAAAGAAGAAGAAGCCGUUUGGCAAGUCGGGCCGGAUUCGCGGAUCGACCGGUGCCGUGUCACGGAUCGGAACCGAUUCGACGAUCCAAAAAAUCUUCGGCCAAGCAAGUCGACGUCGGUUCGGCAAGACGACAAGGACGACGGCCAUCACGGCAGCGACGACGUCGGUCAAUCACCCGCAUCCGAACCGAAACCUCCUCCGUGUUACCCGACAGCUCCUACUACUUUUGCCUACCGUCAACUUUAGCACGGGCAGUUGUCGGACGUCAUAUUUUUAGCAUCAUCGCCAUUAUUCCGCCAAUCUCCGCGUCCUUAGUGUCGUGUCUUUAUUACCCAUCCAUCCAUCCGCCGGUUUGAAAGGCCUCCUUCCCCCCCCCCCCCCCUUAUCGAUUCGCACACACUGAACCAACAAGGGACCAACUCUCCUCUCCCGUUACUACCCCAAAACCCCCCCUCGACCCAGUCCCCAAAAGAAAACGUCACGCCGGAUAAAAUUUGCUAUUUUGCCGUAUAUUCAAAUUUUGGGAGUCAGCAACAAGAGAGAAAAAGAAUAAUCGUCACAGUUGAGAACUCGACAACUUCUUUCCUGUCCUUUGUUUGUUUGCUACUGCUACCCGUCCGUCCAUCCGUUUCGUUCCAUUCCGCUCGUCGUCCCCGGCCAGCCGGCUGGCUGUAAAAUUCACACAUUCACCAUGUUUGGUGGUUCCGAUUCCAGUGACGGAGGCGGUGAUUUCGAUAGUAGAGACGUGUAUCACCAACAGCAGCAGCAGCAGCAUCAUCAUCGUCAUCAACGAAGCGGUCGAACUGAUCAACGGCCCACUCCCGGAGGCGGUGGUGUCGCUGGUGGUGGUGCUAGUAGUGCAGGAGCAGGAGGAGGUGGUGGUAGUAAUGUUGGCCGCGAUUACCAUCAUCCGCCGCGUGAGACUCGCCAUUUCCGCAGUGGCGGCGGCGGCGGCGGCGGCGGUAGUGGCGGCGCGGAUAGCGACAUUUCUGGGUUAGGAUCCGAUUUGGCAGUAGGGCCGGGCCAACCAGGUGAGCAGGAACUCGCUUCAAAAAUGCUUCAGAUCCAGUCCAAGAGGUUCUACCUGGACGUCAAACAGAACCGGCGCGGGAGAUUUAUCAAAGUAGCAGAGAUUGGCGCUGACGGCCGCCGUAGCCAAAUUUUCCUGGCGUUGUCAACAGCGGCCGAAUUCCGUGGCCACCUGUCGUCAUUUAGUGAUUUCUACGCUUCGCUCGGUAGUCCACCCAAUCCGGACAACCUGCCCGAGGAUGGGAAACUCAAGUCGGAAAUGAUGACAAAAGACAAUCGGCGUUACUAUCUGGACUUGAAAGAGAAUUCUCGUGGUCGAUUCCUUAGGGUGUCUCAAACGAUAGCUCGAGGAGGUCCUCGCUCGCAGAUCGCCAUCCCUGCCCAAGGAAUGAUUGAAUUUCGUGACGCACUCACUGACUUGCUCGAAGAAUUUGGCACCGACGAUGGAGGAUUCAAAGGUGAACUACCAGAAGGCAGACAUUUGCGUGUGGAAAACAAAAACUUUUACUUUGACAUCGGCCAGAAUAAUCGAGGCAUUUAUAUGCGUAUUUCGGAGGUCAAGACCAACUAUCGUACGGCUGUGACAAUUCCGGAAAAGUCUUGGUCACGUUUCCGUGACAUUUUCUCUGACUACGUGGACAAGAUGAAGGACGGUGGAAGUGGAGGUGCAACUGGAGGGGGAGGAGGAGGAGCUGCAGCCGUCACCCCGACUUCUUCUUCCGUCGCCGCCGAUAACUCACCAGGACCUUCUUCCGGCUCUCACAAGAAAUGAAGAUGGUCGAUUGUAAUAUCUCCAUUUUUUUUCUCCAGUCCCCCCCCCCCUCCCCUUUCGCUUCACACUUUUUAAACGAUUUUGUGAUCAAUUGAAAACUAUCCAUCAACCGUCUCUUGUUCUGGGAGAAAGAAAUUAAUCAACAGAAGAAAAAGAAAAUAAGAAAUGAAGGAAAAUUCUUGUCGAAUCAAUGAAAAGAAAAAGAAGAAAAUGGUCUUUGAACGUCGCCCUGAAAGAAAGAAAGAAAAAAGGAUGGCCCCGUAAUGGAAGAUUUUGAAUCCCUUCUUGCCUCGUAUAGGAUGGAAUCUCCAUUCGAAAAGAGACCCAGUGUUUAUUUUUGUUAUAAUUUUCAUUUUUUUCCUCCCUUCGUUUCUUUUCCCUAGAGUAACAACUGCUGCUUGUUGGUAGAUCAGGGGCAGUAUGUUUUUUUUUCAAAAUCUUAUGAAAAAAAAAAAAAAUCUCGUGGGUUCGAAAAUUUGUGGUGUCAGGCGAGAGAGAGAUAGAAUGCGUGAAUUCCCGUUUAUGUUGAAACAUUUUUCUUCUUUUUUUUU
Molecule: messenger RNA, 2970 nt
Organism: Daphnia pulicaria
Lineage: Eukaryota; Metazoa; Arthropoda; Branchiopoda; Diplostraca; Daphniidae
Gene: Pur-alpha
Product: transcriptional activator protein Pur-beta-like
Exons: 8
Coding region: 1310-2419 (369 amino acids)
Biological process (GO): regulation of transcription by RNA polymerase II
Cellular component (GO): nucleus
Molecular function (GO): RNA polymerase II transcription regulatory region sequence-specific DNA binding; purine-rich negative regulatory element binding; DNA-binding transcription factor activity, RNA polymerase II-specific
Source: RefSeq, a predicted model, not a curated record